Molecule: messenger RNA, 2472 nt
Organism: Ogataea angusta
Lineage: Eukaryota; Fungi; Ascomycota; Pichiomycetes; Pichiales; Pichiaceae
Exons: 1
Coding region: 1-2472 (823 amino acids)
Biological process (GO): retrograde transport, endosome to Golgi
Cellular component (GO): GARP complex
Source: RefSeq, a predicted model, not a curated record
AUGUCCGGCAAGUCGUUUAAAGAUCGGCUAAUUGAGGCCGGAUCGACCCGAGCGAGCGAGGACAACUCGAUCCUGGCCGAUAAUUACGAUCCACUGCUGGAUAUCUAUGAGCUGUUUCCAACACCAGCAAGCCUGGCUCAGCUGGACACCUUGCUAGCAUAUAUCAAUGUGUACAAAUUGCAGAUUGAUCAAGACAUCCAGGCGCGUCAAUCGCAAUAUAAUGAGGCUAUGCUGAACGCCAGCGACGGGCAGGACGCGCUGGGUGCAGUGGAUGAGGAAUUGGCAAGCCUGAUUGCAGACGUCAAGGAUACAAAAAUCUCCGCAGAAGCCACUGGAAGCACUAUCAACAGGAUGACCGCGAGUAUCAAAUCGUUGGAUAACGCAAAGAAAAAUUUGACACUCACCAUGACGAUAAUGAAACGACUGCAGAUGCUAGUGACCGCAUACGAAAACCUCGAAUCUUUCUUGAGCGAUACGACAAAUCCUGUGAAGGACUAUCUACAAAUCAAACAACUUUUCAGCGUGGUAGUGGAGCUAAUGAACCACUUCCAGUCAUACAAAAGCAUUGACGAGAUCAACACGCUUAACAAGAAGAUCAGCUCUCUGAAAAAUAGAAUUAUAGACGAGAUCUUUGCUGAUUUCGAGCGCGAGAUAAUGGAAGAGCUACAUAAUCCUCAACUGGUGAGUGCCUGUGAGCUGCUGGAGCUUUUAGGCCGUCCAUAUCGCGACAAAUUGACCAACUGGUAUACUGUCACAACGCUCAAGGAGAUCACCAGUAUCUUCAAAGCCACGGAGGAAGCAGGGUCUUUAGACAACCUCAAACGAAGAUUCAUGUUUUUCAGACAGAUCCUCACUAAUUUUGAGAAACACCACGCAAACGUAUUCCCAGAAAGCUGGAAGAUGCCUCAGGAGCUAACAAGCCACUUCUGUAAAAUCACACGCAAGGAUCUGAAUGAAACGACAGAGAAAGAAACACGUCUCACUGGAAGCAAAGUGGAUGUCAAUUUGUUGUUGAACGCACUAGGAGAAACGCUUGAUUUUGAAGCUUUCAUUAGCAAGAAAUUCAAACAAAGCUUUGAAGGGUCUAUCUCCGACGUAUUUGAGCCUUAUCUGAAUAUAUGGAUAGAACAUCAGAGAACUGUGAUCAAUAACAAGUUUAUUGAAUUUAUGAACCCAGAGUCAAUGCUCAAGAAAUCUGGAGUGGAAACAGGUGGUACGAAUGUCAACGUGUUAGAAUCCGCUGCUGAUCUGUUUAGACUUUACAGACAAAUCCUUGCACAGCUGUCUAAGCUCUCCCAAGGCGAAUCGUUGGUCAAACUUUCCACCGUGUUCUCCGAGUAUUUGCUAAAAUACCGUCAGACUAUUUUGGAGCCGCUGGUUCCUGACUCUAAACGGUUAUCGUCAGGAUCGGAGACUGAACAGGCUGAGGGCACGGCUAUUAUAUGUCUGGUACUCAAUACUGCAGACUAUUGCUCUAUCACAGUGUCGCAGCUGGAAGAAAAGCUUGCAAUGCUGGUAAGUCCACCAACGCUUGCUCAGAAAAUGGAUUUUGAGAAAGCAAGAAACAGUUACCUCAAUUUGAUCAACAAUUGUAUCAAUUUAUUGUUCGUCAAGAUGGAAAAUGAUCUUCACCACUCUUGGCGUGAAAUGUUGAACUAUAACUGGAAGACCGUCUCAGAAGUUACCGGGGAAUCGCGUUAUAUGAGUUCCGUGAAAAGUGUGAUCAAAGAGAACUGUUCUUUAGUAUUCCCCAACUUCAACCGAGUCUUGUACAUCCGCAACUACCUGGAUAAAUCAGUGGAGCUUGUUUUAAGCGAGCUAUGGCUUAAUAUUGUGAAGCUGCGGCCAAUCACAGAAAUUAUGGCUGAGCAGUUUGUGUUUGAUCUCCAGUCACUGAAAUCUUUUCUGCUCGACCUGCCUAGCCUAUCUCCAGAACCAGUCAAGAUCAUAUCUUCAAACAGCUUCUCAAAAAACAUCAACACCAAAGUGUCCAACGUCAACACCAUCCUGAAGAUUCUUAUGGUUUCUACAUCGCCCAUGAGCGACUUCAUGUCCAGCUACUUCACAAUUGUGGCUGAUUCGAAUUUCAACAAUUUUGUCAAGGUUCUCAAGCUCAAAGGCCUGCUGACCAACGACGCAACGUAUGAUAAGGACAGGCACAGAUAUCUCGACCAAUUCAAGACCCAGCUUCGUCACUAUGAAACAACGGAAGAAACGUUGCCUGAGAGCAACAGCUUCCUCGAGACACUGAAGCUCGAAGAUGCUCCUGAGGGAGUGGUCUCGUCGCCAAACAUGGCCCUGGCUGGGUUUUUCAACAGCCCGAACUCGAAUUUCAGAAUCGACAAACAGUCACUUCUCAACACUCGCGAUCAUUUCGAGAAAAACAUUGCCAAGACAUUCAGCAUGAACGACAACAAGAUAGACAUUGGCGAAAAUCUUAAGAGUUUUGGCAAGUUCUUCAAGAAGAGCUAA